This is a messenger RNA of Panicum virgatum (switchgrass), 849 nucleotides long. RefSeq names its product non-specific lipid-transfer protein 2-like. Gene Ontology annotation, biological process: lipid transport. Bases 5 to 526 code for a protein of 173 amino acids. The record is from RefSeq and is a predicted model, not a curated record. Gene Ontology annotation, cellular component: membrane. Gene Ontology annotation, molecular function: lipid binding. The transcript is spliced from 2 exons. Lineage: Eukaryota; Viridiplantae; Streptophyta; Magnoliopsida; Poales; Poaceae.
CUGCAUGCGCCACACCACCCUUGCUCUAUUUAUAGACCAACAUUCCCUUGCACUCCCUCCUCACCAGCACUUGCUUGUCAUUCCCAAGCAAACGCAUUCAUCCAGCACCGGCCGCACUCAGCUCGUCAAGCUAAGUUCACAUUCACGCACAAUCCAAGCAAUGGCUCGCGCUCAUCAGGUCGUGGCUAUCGCCGCCGUUGCCGCCGUCGUGCUGCUCGCCGCCGCGGCGACCACCACCGAGGCCGCCGUGACCUGCGGGCAGGUGAGCUCGGCCAUCGGCCCCUGCAUCGCCUACGCCCGCGGCACCGGCUCCGGCCCCUCCGCAGCCUGCUGCAGCGGCGUGAGGAGCCUCAACUCGGCGGCCAGGAGCACCGCCGACAGGCGCGCCGCAUGCAACUGCCUCAAGUCCGCCGCCGGCAGGGUGAGUGGCCUCAAACUUGGAAACGCCGCAAGCAUCCCCUCCAAGUGCGGAGUCAGCAUCCCCUACACCAUAAGCCCAAACGUCGACUGCUCCAGGGUGAGCUAAACGACGACCAGUACCGUCGCUACCUAUCUACUUAAUUAUCGUCUAUGAUCGAGUUCGAUGAUGAUGAAUAAAAAUCUCUCCGGCGUCGCGUGCACUGUCGUCAUGCGCUAGCUCAGCUCGCGUGGUACGUCGUCGCUCAGCAUGUGAUGAGCGAUCGAGAGACGGAGUCCUCUCCGAUCCUUGUGUCCUUUUGCAUGCUUCGUACGUUUUGUGUCUGCAUCUGCAUAGUAGUGUGUCCUCCAUUUCCGUUUGGAGGAGACCCACUCUGUACCUUGUCCACUAUACCUUUUAAUACAUCAUACACCACUUUUUUGUACGCUCCA